Molecule: messenger RNA, 1095 nt
Organism: Exophiala xenobiotica
Lineage: Eukaryota; Fungi; Ascomycota; Eurotiomycetes; Chaetothyriales; Herpotrichiellaceae
Exons: 2
Coding region: 1-1095 (364 amino acids)
Source: RefSeq, a predicted model, not a curated record
AUGAAUUUCGGAACAGCCUGGACCAGCAUCAUGGGCGAAUGCAGCAAAGAGACGGCCUUCGGGAUGCUCGAUUACUUCUAUGACAUGGGCGGCAACUUCAUCGAUACUGCCAACAACUACCAAAACGAGCAAUCCGAAACCUGGAUUGGCGAAUGGAUGGCCCAAUAUCCAUACCGACGAGAUGAGAUGGUCAUUGCCACCAAGUACACGACCGCGUACAAGAUCGUGUCCGAGCCGACAUUGCAACAGUCCAACUUCGGCUCCAACAACACCAAAUCUCUCGCUCUCAGUGUUGAGGCAUCUCUCAAGAAGCUCCAAACCACGUACAUCGAUAUCUUGUACGUGCACUACUGGGACUUCACCACCGGUGUCGAAGAGGUCAUGCAAAGUCUCAACCAUCUCGUAGCCCAAGGCAAGGUGCUGUACUUGGGCAUAAGCGACACGCCGGCUUGGAUCGUCGUCAAAGCCAAUGCGUACGCGCGACACCAUGGUCUUCGCUCCUUCAGCGUGUACCAAGGCCGCUGGUCCGCUGCUGAAAGAGAUUUUGAACGCGAUAUUAUUCCAAUGUGCCGCGACGAAGGUAUGGGUCUGGCGCCGUGGGGAAGCUUAGGUGGAGGAUACUUCAAGCCGUCUCAAACGAACAAGGAGGGUGGUCGCAACCUGCCAACCACACUCACUGGCAAAGAAGAGCAGGUCAGCGCCGUGCUCGAAAAGAUUGCCAAUGCACGCAGUCCACCCGUGCCUUUGACGUCGAUCGCAUUGGCGUACGUGAUGCAUAAGACUCCGUACGUGACCCCGAUUGUCGGAGGACGAAAGCUUGAGCAUCUGAAGGCCAACAUUGAGGCGCUCGCGAUCCGACUUACAGCAGCCGAGCUUGACGAGAUAGAGACUGCAUAUCCCUUUGACGUGGGGUUCCCAAUGAACUUCCUGGCCCUAAGUCCCAAGGGUAUCAAGGGACCCGAGGAUGUCAUAAUCACCAAGAGAAUGGGCCACUUCGAUUUUGUGAAAAGCCUACAACCAGUGUUGCCGCCUGAGGGAGUCGAGCAACUAGGAGAGGAGGCCAAGGCAAAGGUGUUGGGAUAUAGGUUUCCCUGA